CGCGGAGAUGGUCGGUACUGCGAGAGUCCGGAGUCUCUCUUCUUCAGACUACAAGCGGCUGCACUUCCUGAGAAGGAGGAGGAGGAAGCAAACGGAUCCGGUGGGAUAGAGAAUAAUCCUUGUUGUCCUCUUCCUAUCUGCUGUUCACUCAACGCAACCAACCAUGCAAGCAAGAUGCGAGAAUCAAAGCUGCAGCCAGCAUCUUCACAGGAGUCUAAAGCUUACGAAGUUUAUGAACGUGACCACUGCACAACUUUUAAAAACAUAUAAAGCCAGUAACGGGGAUUCUACGGACCUGAUCUGCGAUAUGAAAAUGGUCAACGUUCCAGUAUCGACCAUCUCUGGUCAGAGCAUAUCCGAGCGCAUCUCCAGUGUUUAUACCCGCCUAAAAGAAUUCCUUCCUCACCUAAAGACAGUAGUGGAGCAACAGAAAGACUUCGAACCUCCAACCAACCCUGUGGCCGAAGGACUUAAGCAUAUGAUUGCACAUGUUGACCGCAUUUCUCCGAUUGUAAACUGUCUUCUCCAAGUUCUGAAGCCAAAUAUACCUAUUCCUGAGCCAGCUGAAAGACCAACCGGAAUUCCCCCCGCGCAAAAUACUUUCCAGCAGAAGGCCUAUGGAUGCAUUGUCCUUUCGCGGCUACAGGAGUUCCUUAGUCAAGCAUUUCACGAACUGAAGUCUCUUAGGGGUAAAAAGUGCAGGAGAAGGACAGAAAUACCAUCACUCAACUAGGGACUGGAAAAUGAUGUCUGUAACUUAUUACUAUUUAUUUUUGCACAUACAUUCCUGUAGAGAUGUGUAAAUGAGUUAAUGGUUUAUGUUGAUAUACAGUAUUUAUUUAGAUAAUUUAUUUCUGUCUUAAUUGUCUUAUCCUUGUAUGUAGGGAAAGAUAACAUUAUGUAAACUGAUAAGUGUUGCAAUAAUUUGGAUCAUCUUAUCUGGUGGUCUUCAACUGGUUUACUGUAGGUCCUUAGUACCUACAGUAUGUUAUUCAGUUAUAGUUUGUUACAUAUAUAUACUGUAUAUAUAUAUAAGAUGUCAUCAAACCUAUACCUGACCACACGUUUUGCCCCCUUUUGCCUAGAAAGGUUAAAACCAGUUCAAUUUCUUAGUAAAAUUCUCUGUGAGGUCAUGUAUGUUGUCACAGGCAUUUGUUUUGAUAACAAAGAAAUCGACUGUGAUGUAAAACGUUAGCCAUAUUGGCUUUUAUGGUCAUUGCUAACUCCUGGCAAGAUCCGAGUACCCUAGUUAAGUACCGUCUGAGACAUAGCCUUGUGUCGAGACCAUUUUAGAAGACAGGAAGUGCAAGAGACGGUGAUAUCAGCCCAUAAUGACGCAUUCAUUUCACCACAUGCAUAAAGGAAAAAAACUGACUAGCCGUCUCCCCUGUCACAAGGUAUGAAUGUGUUACUGCCCAUGUGUGUUUGUGAACGAAUCUCAAGCUCUUCCUUUCAUAAUAAAGACUUUAACGUUUA
Triplophysa rosa is the source of this 1476-nucleotide messenger RNA. RefSeq names its product IL-6 subfamily cytokine M17 (gene m17). NCBI's taxonomy places the organism in Eukaryota, Metazoa, Chordata, Actinopteri, Cypriniformes, Nemacheilidae. The record is from RefSeq and is a predicted model, not a curated record. Gene Ontology annotation, molecular function: ciliary neurotrophic factor receptor binding. Gene Ontology annotation, biological process: ciliary neurotrophic factor-mediated signaling pathway; negative regulation of neuron apoptotic process. The coding region runs from base 164 to 733 and encodes 189 amino acids. The transcript is spliced from 3 exons.